Molecule: messenger RNA, 573 nt
Organism: Danaus chrysippus (African queen)
Lineage: Eukaryota; Metazoa; Arthropoda; Insecta; Lepidoptera; Nymphalidae
Source: the annotation of a GenBank genome assembly
AUGUUUCGUAUACCGGCUCGGUUCCAGAGUAGUGCAGCCACCGUCGACCCUCACAGCCUUAUAUACACACCUCCAGGGCAGACUGUGUUAGUGACUCGCACGACGGUCGAUGUAUCGACGAUUGAACAUAAGAUGAAAAUUCAUCUUCUUCUGCUUCUGAUAAUACCAUACAAAGUUCUGAAUCUGCCGAGUCGAAUAACAAAUUCGAAACUACUGGCCCCAGCUACGAGUGAGUCGCCAAUCGCGAUCCUAUCAAACGUCAUACCACCCACGAGGAAAAAGAAGGGUCCAAAUUUACCAUACCAGUACCAAAUACAACAACUCUAUGUACCAAAUCUACAUGUGAUACCACUCAAUAGUAAUACUAGCCACAUUAACUCAAUACCCGUGUUCAUACCAGUUCAUAAUUUGCUGCCAGUACAUGACCUGACUGUAAUUCCUCUCAGGGUGACUGAGAAUGUGUACAGAAUGAACGAUCGUGAUCUAUAUAGAAAUCCCCUGGGUGGGUACGGAGUUGGCUGGCGUUUUGGUGGACAUGGGGCGGGUCAUGGCUUUCAUUACGCGUAUGGUUAA